GCUGGCAGGAGCGGGUGGCAGGAAGAAGGUUUUCCGCCUGGGGGACGUCCUCAAGCCCCUGAGUGACAUCCAACUGGAGAAGCUGAAGCUGGCAGCAGUGCGCCGCAUCCUGCGGGCAGAGCGCGCCGUGGCCUGCAGCGGCGCUGCCCAGGCUCGAGUCAAGAUCUUGGCCUCCCUGGUGACCCAGUUCGAGAUGCCCCUCAAGGGGGAGGUCCUGGCAUUCAUCCUGGAGGACGUCCGUGGGCGCCUGGAGCUGGCAUUUGCUUGGCUCUACCAGGAGUACAGUGCCCACCUGGGGCGAGGGGGCACAGCUGGCACCCCUGAGCGCUACGACCAGUGCCUGAUCGGGCUCCUGGCAGGGCUGCAGGAGAAGCCUGACCAGAAGGAUGGCAUCUUCACCAGGGUGGUGCUUGAGGCUCCUCUGCUCACCGAGAGUGCUCUGGAGGUCAUCCGCAAGUACUGCGAGGAUGAGAGCAGGACCUACCUGGGCAUGGCCACCCUGAGGGACCUCAUCUUCAAGAGGCCUUGCAGGCAGUUCCAGUACCUGCAUGUCCUGCUGGACCUCAGCUCCCACGAGAAGGACAAGGUGCGGUGCCAGGCUCUGCUCUUCAUCAAGAGGCUCUACGAGAAGGAGCAGCUCAGAGACUACGUCGAGAAGUUUGCCCUCAACUACCUCCAGCUCCUGGUCCACCCCAACCCCCCCUCAGUGCUCUUCGGGGCUGACAAGGACACAGAGGUGGCAGCUCCCUGGACAGAGGAGACCAUCAAGCAGUGCCUCUACCUCUACCUGGCACUGCUGCCCCUCAACCACAAACUCAUCCACGAGUUGGCAUCAGUCUACACCGAGGCCAUCGCCGACAUCAAGCGCACAGUGCUCAGGGUCAUCGAGCAGCCGAUCCGUGGCAUGGGCAUGAACUCUCCUGAGCUGCUGCUGCUGGUGGAGAACUGCCCCAAGGGGGCAGAGACUUUGGUGACUCGAUGCCUGCACAGCCUGACCGACAAAGUGCCACCCUCGCCAGAGCUGGUGAAGAGGGUCAGGGACCUGUACCACAAGAGGCUGCCAGAUGUGAGGUUCCUCAUCCCUGUCCUCAACGGCCUGGAGAAGAAGGAGGUGGUGCAGGCCCUGCCCAAGCUGAUCAAGCUCAACCCCAUCGUGGUCAAGGAGGUCUUCAACCGCCUGCUGGGCACACAGCAUGGCGAUGGCUCCUCGGCACUGUCCCCCCUGAGCCCGGGGGAGCUCCUGGUUGCCCUCCACAACAUCGACUCCUCCAAGUGUGACAUGAAGUCAAUCAUCAAAGCCACCAACCUGUGCCUGGCAGAGCGCAGGCUGUACAGCUCGGAGGUGCUGGCAGUGGUGCUGCAGCAGCUGGCAGAGCAGUGCCCACUGCCCACCCUGCUCAUGCGCACUGUGAUCCAGGCCCUGGCCAUGUACCCACGCCUGGGCACCUUCGUCAUGAACAUCCUGGCACGGCUCAUCAUGAAGCAGGUGUGGAAGUACCCCAAGGUGUGGGAGGGCUUCAUCAAGUGCUGCCAACGUACCAGGCCCCAGUCCCACCCUGUGCUGCUGCAGCUGCCACCCCCCCAGCUCGGUGCCAUCUGCCACAAGUGCCCUGAGCUCAGGGAGCCUCUGCUGGCACACGUGCGGGCACUGCCACCCCACCAGCAAGCCCACAUCCCUCUCGCCACCAUGGCCAUCCUGGAGGCCUCUGCCCGCCACGAACCUGAUGCCCAGGAGGUGCCCCCUGGCGAGGAGAAGCCUUCCAAGAGGCCAAACGAAGAGGAGGGCAAAGGCAAAACGAUGCCCGCGGGAGGUGCCCAGGCGGUGCCCGGGGGGGUGCCCCCUACCGAGGGGGUACCCCCCGAGGCUGACCUCGACCCUCCCCCGAUCUUCAUCAGCGGCCCUGAGGAUGAGGAGAGCUCAGGGGGCACCGAGUCCCCCCCUGACACCGCUCUCAAUGCCCCCAAGGACCCCACCGGUGGCACCGACCCCUCCCCCCCCACCGAGGCUCCUCCCAGCAGCUCCUCCCCCUCCUCGGAACCACCUCCCCCUGGCACCCAGAGCCCUGAGGUGCCCCCGGGGGCAGCUGGCACCGAUGCCACCCCCGGGCCGGCAGAGCUCUGAGGGGGAGGAGGGGGGGAGGGGGUGGGGGAUGGGCACCCCUGGGCACCGUCUGUGGCUCAAUAAAAGGCUUGGGAGCAGCUCUGGA
This is a messenger RNA of Pogoniulus pusillus (Red-fronted tinkerbird), 2207 nucleotides long. It is a transcript of the gene SYMPK, whose product is annotated as symplekin scaffold protein. The record is from RefSeq and is a predicted model, not a curated record. Lineage: Eukaryota; Metazoa; Chordata; Aves; Piciformes; Lybiidae. Gene Ontology annotation, cellular component: mRNA cleavage and polyadenylation specificity factor complex. The annotation marks the transcript as partial. The transcript has 15 exons.